AAACUCUGGUCACACCACCCAAUUCUAUCUUAGAACUAUCUGCCACAUCAGAUUUUUUCAAACCUUGUGUAUUGUUUCUCAAAAUAAAAACAAUGUCAUAGCAAAUUAAGAGUGAAUUGUAGUAUCAACAUCGAAAGCAGCUGUUAGUCUCGCGUCGUCCCCAUGUAGAAGUAACUCCAAAGUAACUCCUCGCCGUCGCUUAAACGCUACAGCAUCCAAAAAAUAGUUCUCGAACGAAGGGGAACGAAUGCGAAGAUAUACAUAACACUAGUAGUACGCCCACGUCUUAGUAUUAGGAAGAGGUUAAAAAACUUUAUCCCGAAAUGGCUCAAGCAAGCGUAAACUUAUCUGGGAACAUGCAGCAGCCAGUGGCUCCUGGAGGCAGGUUCUCUGUGGACCUUAAUAGCCUUCCAAGCCUAUCCAACCUGCCAUCACCGAUGCAGAUAUUCCAAAUGGUGCGCAACUCCCUUCGACCCUGGAUGGUCUUCUUUAACAUCAACAACUUCAAAACCGCCGUCAGCAUGCAGCGGCUGAACAACCGGGUUGUUCGGAAUCUCUCCUACUUCCAGGCCAACUAUGUCUUCAUCUUCUUCGUACUGAUGAUCUACUGUCUCAUUACUGCUCCCUGCAUCCUGCUGGUCAUCGCGGCCGCGGCAUUCGGUUGCCACAAGCUGCGCAUGCGCAAUAGCAACAUCACCGUUAUGGGACUUCAGUUGACGCCCAGUCAGCAGAUCAUAGCUCUCAAUCUGGCCACGGCGCCCGUGCUUUUCCUGGUGGGUGCAGGCUCAGUUCUCUUUUGGACGCUGGGCGCCUCCUGUUUUGUAAUAGCGAUGCACGCUAUCUUCUACAACAUCGAUGCUAUUGUGACGGAGGAGAACGAGGGGUUCCUUGCCCAGGUUGUUUGAUUGUCAGCCAGAGGCUGAAGCGUAGGUCUCUUGGGAUCAGUACAACCUGGGACAAGUAUGAGGAGGAGACAUAUUCGCCAAUAUGGGGCCUUAUUAGUCGUACAGUAUGCAAUAUAAACUAUUUAUAAAGAACUCUAGUUAAGUUUUAGCAGCAGACAAUGAAUAAACAAAAUACACAAGCUGUGACAGA
Messenger RNA from Drosophila eugracilis, 1095 nucleotides. Its product is annotated as prenylated Rab acceptor protein 1. The transcript has 3 exons. The record is from RefSeq and is a predicted model, not a curated record. Bases 324 to 905 code for a protein of 193 amino acids. Gene Ontology annotation, cellular component: Golgi apparatus. Lineage: Eukaryota; Metazoa; Arthropoda; Insecta; Diptera; Drosophilidae.